Molecule: messenger RNA, 696 nt
Organism: Enterobius vermicularis (human pinworm)
Lineage: Eukaryota; Metazoa; Nematoda; Chromadorea; Rhabditida; Oxyuridae
Source: the annotation of a GenBank genome assembly
AUGAAGCAGAUUGGAAGCUACCUUAUCAAGAAUGCGAUAGAGAAAGAAGCGAGAAAUCGGAAUGAAUUGCGAUACUUGAAUAAUGCGGUGUAUGAGGCAGCAAGUGCUAUAGUUGAUGAAAUCUACCAGGAGAAGAAAGAAAGCGACACAUUAUCAUCAUUGCUGUUCGUCCGAGCGAUGUCAUUAAUAAGCUGCUGUCUAAAUAGAAGAAAGAAGAGUGAUAAAGAAAAGCAGGCGGAACUCAAAUAUAUAAAUCACCAGUCUUACUUGGAUGAUUUGAAGUUAUAUGGAAAAGAUAAAGAAAAGGUAGAACGGUUAAUCAAAGCGGUCGAACAAGUUACGCUGCCAAUAGAACUAACUUUAAACGAACAAAAAUGCGCUAUCAAAUGUUACCGAAGUGCGAAGAAAAUAAUGGAAACGUCACCAACUAAAACAAGAACCAGCGGUACAAAUAAUAUACCUCAGGUCUUAGAUGAAGAAAGUUAUAAAUACCUUGGAAUAAAUCAAGAACUAUGGCCCGUAAAAGAUAGAUAUGAAGAACUGGCCCAACAGUGCGUCAAUAUCACAAAGGAAAUUCUAAGCAGUGACCUCUCUUGGAAUCAAACGUUUUACGGAUCUAGAGCAUUGGUAGUACGAAAGCUCCGAUACAUCUACAAAAUGGGAUCAGUGGCUACUGGCGUGGAAGCGAAGUGGUGA